AUGCCUGGACCCUUUAUGCGGAAGAGUAUCGACUCUUUAUCAAAUCUUAUCAGAGGAAAUUCGCUACGACGUCGCCAGAGUCAAGGUCAGGACCAGCACCAGGAUCAAGAGCAGUAUCAGUACCCAGAUCAAGCUCAUACUGAUCAAGAAGCAUCAAAUAUGGGCCACUCUCAUUCUCGACAGAGCAGGCAUCGUUCCAACUUCUCCGGCUCUGCAUCUAGAAGUCCAGUGUCCCGGUCAACUGGAAAAGCAGCCAUGAAUAGCAGUCACGCUCCUGAUCCCUGGGCCCCUCCGCCGUAUGAAUCGCAAACCCCUGCUCCUGCUCCUUCUAUUAUCUCGGGGAGCAGUGAUUCUCCAUACUCUUUCCUGCGAGAUUUUGAUACGAUCUUCAUCGUUGAUGAUAGUUCGAGCAUGUUGAUGGGUAACCGCUGGAAGGAGGCCGAAAAUGCUAUUGCUGCUAUCGCACCCAUUUGUACGCAGUAUGAUCAGGAUGGAAUCGACGUCUAUUUUCUCAACCACCACCGCGAAGGAGCUCAUAAGGUGAAGGGUGGGUAUAUGAAUAUAAAAACAGCAGAAGAUGUUCGUGAGAUCUUUGGGAGUGUGUAUCCAAACGGCCCGACGCCUUUUGGCCGACGACUUAACGAUAUCCUCACUCCGUACAUGCGAAACCUGCAGAAAGCAAUUUCAAGGAGCGAUGGAUCGUGUGAUUCGGCCCAACUCAUGAAACCAUUAAACAUCAUUGCGAUUACGGACGGAGAGUUUACAGACGAUGCGGAGAGUGUCAUUGCAGGAGUUGCUCAAAAGCUGGACGAUAAGGACUAUCAAGCGGUGCCUUGGCAAAUCGGGAUACAGUUCUUUCAGAUCGGAAAUGAUGCCCGGGCAAGGGCGUAUUUGCAGGAGCUGGAUGACAAUCUGGCCGAGAGGCAGAAAAAGGACCGUCUCCGUGAUAUUGUGGAUACUGUGCCGUGGAGGGGUGAUCAGGGGCAGACGCUGAGUGCCGAUGGCAUUCUAAAGUGCGUACUUGGCGCCGUGUCCAGAAAGUAUGAUAAACGCGAAGCGUCGUUUCACUACUGA
Molecule: messenger RNA, 1074 nt
Organism: Aspergillus niger
Lineage: Eukaryota; Fungi; Ascomycota; Eurotiomycetes; Eurotiales; Aspergillaceae
Exons: 1
Coding region: 1-1074 (357 amino acids)
Source: RefSeq, a predicted model, not a curated record